GCAUGGCGGACCAUGUGUCCACAUCGACAGCUGAAUUGCUAAAGAAGUUUUCGAAAGUUGUUUUAUCCCCCAGCACGAAAGAGCGUUCGGAAGUUCUUGACAGCGUAGCAAAAUGUGUCACGGAAACAGAUUUGCCAGAGCAAGCUUUGAAAGGAAUUUUCAAGUUCCUACAACCAACAAUCACUGUGUACAGGGAUGCAAAGUCCCUGAGGUCGGCACAGAAUUUAGUGGUAGCUGCAAUCAAAAAGGAACCAGCCAUUUCUCUGAAGCUGGUCACGUCUAUUCUGGCUAGUUGUGCUGAUGCACAGAAGAAACUAGUUCAUGCUAGUAAGAGUUCAGCAGGGGAUUCCCUGGUUGCCCUUUCCUGGUCCUGUGCAGCACUGCAUCUUACCUUUCAGAAGGACACCGCUGAACCUGCUCUGCUUAAACUGAUUGAGUGCCAGGUGGGUUUGGUGUAUGGAGCCCUGGCAGGGGAUAAUACCAGCAUCUCUAAUGGCACAUACAGAAAGAUGCGUAACCUUUGGAAAAUGAAUAAAGACGUGAUGGCAAAAUACAGCGAACUUCUCCAGAGAACCGAAGCAAGUUUUCAUGCAGUCUGCAUCAUGGCCUUGUAUGCAAGAUUUGUUUUCAAGGAAAAACAUGAGAAACAACUUGAUGCUAUAAAGGAGAGCUUUAUUGAACUCUACAUGAAACAAGUGCUAGGAAGCCGAACACGACCUCCUAUGGUGGUGUUGAAAUGUGGCAGAGACAUUCUACGCCAUUGCUCACAUGACACCUUUAAAAGCAUGAUCCUACCAUUCACCCAGAAGGCCCUGCUGAGAAACCCAGAAAUCAUACUGGAAGCGUUUGGAUACAUGUUGUCCAGCCUACAGCUCGACCUCAGUCAGUAUGCAGAGACCAUUAUAAAACCGCUUGGUGCUCAACUGACGUCCAAGGAGCCGUCGACCCGAGAUGAAGCUUGUAAAUGUAUUCAGAACCUAGCAACCCAGUGUAGUGAUCAUGAGAUUGUCACCAAGGUUACCAAGCACCUGUUUGGAGUUUUCAAUGGCUCAGAAGGAAAGCUAACACUUCAAGAACAAAAGAUGAGUGUGGUUCAGGCCGUAGGAAAUAUGAGCUGUAACUCUGUAUCAGGGCCUACAACUCUGCAGGACCUUAGUGCCACAGUUACAGAACUUUUCAUCCCUCUUCUUUCAACAGAAGUCCACGAGGCCACCCUGAUCCAUGCCCUGUCCAUCAUGUCUCUGUGGUGUGCCAAGUUCUACACCAAGGUCCCAGACAAACUGAUGCAGUGGUUCCAGAAAGGGUAUACACUGAAGUCGUCCACAUCGCCAGUAAGGAAUGCCUACAUCCAGUGUAUGAACGCCUCAUUCCAUGGUGACACCAUGCUACAGGGCCUAGAGAUGGUUCCCAUUCUGAUACAGUCCAUGGAGAAGGCUGGAAGCCAGUCGACCCAGGUUGCCCUGGUAACGGAGGCUGUGUCAGCUGCUAACAUUCUAGUCAAACUGUGUCUUGUGGACAUCAAUGAAGAGAGCAAGUUUGCGCCAUUCUGGUCACUGGUGUUGGACAGCGACAAGCAAGUCCUAGUGAACGAGAAAUAUCUCUCCUCUGUAUCAGAGACAGCACUGGAGGGCGUAGUGACCUUGUCAGAGAAACUGAUUCUGGAAUUCCCGACUAAGAUCAUAGACAAAGUGGCCAAGCCGUUCUACCGAGCAUUAGCCUACUGUCUCACACGGAAGGCCUACACGAUCAGGAAGUUUACGAGGAAAUCUAUCUCCCGGCUUCUCUCCACCCUGGGGGGAACCAGUAUUUCACUGGAGCUCAUUGAAGUGUUUAAUGAGCUUCUAGCCACACAGAAGGUGGUUGAUGUAGAGGCCCUUAACUUUGAAGAAGGUGAUCGGGAUACAAUCCUGGAACAAAUGAAAUACAUAUCACCACGGAUACUCAGUUCUGCCCUUGUUGCCAUGGCGGCAGUUAAGAAACCAGAGGUGAAGGAUGCUGUCUCUAUCGCCAAGGCAACGCUGAUACCCGCUCACCACCCUUGUGUUUUGCUAGACAGUGGUGACACUUGGACAGACUCCAUCAUGUUUGCACUUAGCCAGGAUGCCCGCAACUUCAUCCAGAACAACAAGCAGUUCUGCCUUGAUUUACUGGAGGGGAAACUCACUGAGAGCAAGAUCAAUGCUAUCAAAACUUUGGCAAGGAUAGCCCCAGAUGAGGUGUUGCCAAGCUACGUUGCCUUUGUUGAACGGUUGCUAGGCAAUGAUGACCUCGUUAUGAUAACCAAGGAUGAGUACGGAGCUUAUAGGUGCCAUGAGGGAGAAUUGUAUGAUGAACAACUCGCUUCCAGCCUGAACCUGAAGCUGGCGGAGGACCACAACAUACGUCGGGAGAACAAGCUGUACUCGUACAAGGAACAGAUGGAGGAACUCGAGCUAAGAAUGGAGCUGGCCAGAAAAAAAGGAAAACCCGUGGUCGAGAAGCCCAAAUUGUCCAAGAAACAGGAGGAAGUGUUGCAGGCCCAACUCAAGAAGGAGUCCGCCAUCAGAGCCAGGCUUACUCUGCUAAACCACGACCUGUGUAAGGGCUGUGACGUGGUGCGAGCGCUCGUGUCAGGUAACGCCGCGUCAACUGGGCUGUACAUGAGGGAACUGUGUCGUGUACUUGUCCCUCUACUGCAAUCACCCCUCGCAGCGGGAAAUGCUGCUGACGUCAUGGCAGUGCUUGGCGCAUCGGCGUUUGAAGAUGAAAAUCUGGGUAAUCUGCUAAGUAACUGCACCAUACGACUCUUGAAACCUGAAUGCGGCUUCCAUAACCAGUGGUGUGAUGAACAGCUACAGAAACAGGCCACUCGUGUAGUGAACAUCCUGUUCGCCGAGUCGGUCCCCGAACAUGAAGAUGAAUACUACGAAUCUAACAAAGAUGAGAGAAAAGAGAUGUACCCGGCUCCGUGUUUCGCGUUUAUGUUUUACCUGCUCAGUAGUGUGUUGACGGCUAACGGUGUCGCAGUUGGCCGGGAUGAAGCGGUGAUGGGAAAGGCGUUGAAACUGAUAUCGACACAUGCAAAGAUGAGGAAUGAUUCAAAGGAUCAGACAAAGAAACCAGACUUAUUCCCCAUCAAGGAACUCCUACAUCUGCUGAUACGCGUGAUUGGAGUGUCAAGUAUGAAGAUCCAACAGCGAGCUAAUGUAGCUCUUGUUGAGGUAGCCACGUGUGUUAGCGGGAAGCCCGGGUGUGCACAUGUGAAAGAAGAUGAAAUAAGGGUGAUCUUGGAGUCACUCAAGUCCACUUGUACGACAUCUAGAGAGUCAGCUUUGCAGGCGUUGAAGUGUUUGGUAUCUGUCCUGCCCAAUAUUGAUGACAACUUUGAGCUAGGACUGUCCAUAGCCCAGAGGGUCUGGGUAGCAUGUUAUGAUGUGGACGAAAAUGUCCGGGCACUUGCACAGAGUUUGCGUGAGGACCUUGGGCUGGACGAACCAUACGAUGAGAUGUGUUCCCCGCUGGUGGACGACAUCACACACCCAGAGGAGAUCAUACGACGUGCCGCUGCUGAGUGUCUCGCCAAAGCCCUGACGUGUCAUAAGGAAAACAUUGACGCCACCAUUCAACUGUUGCUGAUGAAUUACGAGAAGAAAUUGGAGAUGCCUCCACCAAUACUUGAUGAGUUCGGCCGAGUGGUUUCUGAACAGAUGCAAGACGAGUGGCAGCCCAGAACAGGGGUUGCCAUGGCACUGGGGCAUCUGGCCCCUAUAUUGCCCCCUGACCAGCUCUUGUCCCUGUUUAACUUCUACGUACCCAAGGGGCUUGGGGAUCGAAGCUCUGAAGUGAGGUCCCAAAUGAGGCAGGCGGCCCUGGCUGCCAUUAAUGUACAUGGCAAGGACAAUGUGUCAGAACUGCUCCCAGUAUUUGAAGAAUUCUUAACCAACUCCCCGGGCACAGCGAGUUACGACGCAGUCCGACAGAGCAUCGUGAUUCUCAUGGGCUCGCUGGCAAAACAUUUGGACAAGGAUAACCCGAAAGUGAAACCCAUUGUCGGGCAGCUGAUAUCUGCGCUGUCAACACCUUCACAGGAUGUUCAGGAGUCAGUUGCCAACUGCCUGCCCCCUCUUGUACCAGCUGUGAAGUCUGACGCACCGGAACUAGUGCACAAACUGAUGGACCUCCUUCUCCAGUCUGAUAACUAUGGAGAGAGGAAAGGGGCUGCUUACGGUCUCGCUGGGCUAGUAAGGGGCCUUGGGAUCACAGCUCUUAAACAGUUGGACAUUAUGACAACAUUGGAAGAAGCUGUUAAGGACAAGAAGAACCCUAGAAGAAGGGAAGGAGCCCUGUUUGCGUACGAGAUGAUGUGCUCCAUGCUGGGUAAGCUGUUCGAGCCGUACGUGGUCCACAUUCUACCCCACCUUCUGCUCUGCUUUGGAGACAACAGCCAGUAUGUCAGAGAGGCUGCAGAUGAGACGUCAAAGGCAGUGAUGAAGAUGUUGACAGCCCAUGGUGUGAAACUGGUUCUACCAUCACUUCUCAAGGGUCUGGAGGAGGACUCGUGGAGAACUAAAGCUGGUGCGGUAGAGCUACUAGGCUCCAUGGCAUACUGCGCCCCGAAGCAGCUGUCCGCUUGUCUGCCCAGCAUUGUGCCCAAGAUCUCUGAGGUGCUGACCGACUCUCAUGUACGAGUACAGAAGGCCGGCUCACAGGCUCUCCGGCAGAUUGGGAAUGUUAUAAGGAAUCCUGAGAUUCAGGCAAUUGUGCCAGUUCUUAUGGACGCCCUACAAGACCCAGCACGGAAGACUAGCAUGUGUCUGCAGACUCUGCUCGAGACCAAGUUUGUCCACUUUAUCGACGCACCAUCUCUUGCGCUCAUUAUGCCUGUUGUGGAGCGCGCGUUCCAGGAUCGAGCCACGGAGACUAGGAAGAUGUCUGCCCAAAUCAUCGGGAAUAUGUACUCACUUACCGAUCAAAAGGAUUUAGACCCCUACAUAGAAAAGGUCAUCCCUGGUCUCAAACAGUCACUGCUUGACCCUGUCCCCGAGGUGCGUAGUGUGUCAGCACGCGCCCUUGGAGCCAUGGUGAAGGGCAUGGGUGGAGCUCGCUUUGACGAGCUCAUGAACUGGCUUAUGGAGACCCUGAAAUCAGAGGGAAGUUCGGUUGAUAGGUCCGGGGCCGCUCAAGGUUUGGCUGAGGUUGUUGGUGGAAUGGGCUUGGCAGACCUUCACAAGUUGAUGCCAAUCAUCAUCAGCACUGGAAAGCGUAUGGACAUCCCGCCACACGUGCGCGACGGCUACAUCAUGAUGUACAUCUAUCUGCCCUCUGUCUUCAAGGAGGACUUCAAGCAGUAUAUUGGGCCCAUCAUCCCCUCCAUCUUACAGGCAUUAGCAGAUGAAUGUGAGUAUGUCCGAGAAACAGCGUUGCGGGCAGGUCAGCGUAUCAUCAACAUGUACGCCAAUACUGCCAUUUCACUUCUGCUUCCCGAGCUGGAGAUGGGAUUGUUCGAUGACAACUGGCGGAUCCGAUACUCCUCCAUACAGUUACUGGGAGACCUCCUAUACAGUAUUUCAGGUGUGUCCGGUAAAAUGUCAACUGAGAGUGCCGGGGAAGAUGACAACUUUGGAACCGAGUCAUCCCAGACCCUUAUUCUCAAGGUGUUGGGUGUAGAACGACGUAACCGCGUCCUGUCUGGGCUCUACAUGGGUCGGUGUGACUCUGCCCUUCUUGUGCGCCAGGCCGCGCUGCAUGUGUGGAAGGUUGUUGUACCUAACACGCCCAGGACGCUGCGGGAGAUUCUGUCCACACUGUUCUCUCAGCUGCUCGGAUGCUUGGCUAGCACUAGUCAUGAUAAACGACAGGUUGCAGCUCGCACACUAGGUGACCUGGUACGCAAACUUGGAGAGCGUGUGUUACCCGAGAUCAUCCCAAUAUUGGAGAGUGGCCUACAGUCAGAACAGAGUGAGCAGCGACAGGGUGUGUGUAUCGGGCUACGGGAAAUCAUGAACUCAACACAGCGAGAACAUAUCAUGUUCUAUGCUGACAGCCUGAUUCCUACUGUGAAGCAGGCCCUUUGCGACCCCUUACCAGAGGUCAGGGAGGCCGCAGCCAGCACUUUUGACCGUCUCCAUACCAACAUAGGUUCACGGGCGCUUGACGACAUUCUACCCGAUCUGCUCAGCAAGCUUGGGGAUGGCACAGAGUUGUCAGAGCAGGCGCUUGAUGGUCUAACACAGGUCAUGAUUGUAAAGAGUCGAGUGGUGCUGCCCUAUCUGGUGCCUCAGCUUACACACAAGCCGGUGAACACAAGGGCCCUAUCAUAUCUAGCGUCGGUGUCGGGCGAGGCCCUGACCAAACAUCUGCCUAAGAUCUUGCCUGCUCUCAUGUCUGCUCUGAGUGAGAAGGCGGGAACUCCCGAAGAAGCCCAGGAACUUGAGUACUGCAGAAAUGUGGUUCUCUCUGUGGAGGACGAAGUUGGUGUGCGAACAAUCAUGGAGGAACUUCUUGGGGCUGCAAAAUCAACCGAGCCAGACCGAUGUCGCUCCUCAGUAACGAUCCUUCACUCGUUCUGCGAGAAUACGCGAGUCUCGUACGAGGAGUUUCUGCCCCAGCUGUUCCGAGGUCUUAUUGAGCUGUUUGUGAGGAAGGACCAAGAAGUACUGCUGGCAGCAUGGGAAUGUCUUAAUGCUAUUACUAAGAAACUGAACCCCCAGGACAUGUUGGAGCACAUCCACAACGUCCGCCAGGCCAUCAAGUUUGCCAGCUCGGACAUGCAGGGGGAGGAGCUACCAGGCUUCAGUAUUCCCAAGAAGGGUAUAACCCCAGUAUUGCCCAUCUUCCGUGAGGGUAUCCUGACCGGCUCACAAGACAUCAAGGAGCUGUCCGCCAUUGCCCUGGGUGAGCUGAUCAAGAAAACUAGUGCGGAGGCCCUGAAACCCUCCGUUGUCCAGGUGACAGGCCCUCUCAUUAGGAUCCUUGGUGACAGGUUUGCCCCAAGUGUGAAGACGGCCGUGCUGGAGACAUUGACACUCUUAUUGUCAAAGGUCGGCGUUAUGUUGAAACCGUUCCUGCCCCAGCUGCAGACAACCUUUAUGAAAGCAUUAAAUGACCCCAACAGGUCUGUGAGGCUAAAGGCUGCGUCUGCCCUUGGGAAAUUGAUCGUGAUUCACACAAGAGUUGAUCCCUUGUUUACCGAGCUACAUUCGGGGAUAAAGAAUGCCGAGGAGACGAGUGUCAGGGACACAAUGCUGCAAGCUUUAAGGUUCUGUCUGGCAGGAGCGGGUGCCAAAAUGUCACCUGCUAACAGGAAGCUGAUUGUCUCCUCCCUAGUCGAACUGCUAGGAAGCCCGGAGGAUUCUACAAGGAUGGUAGCUAGCGGGUGUGUAGGCGUGCUCUGUGGGUGUCUGCCAGAGGAGGAGCUGACAGCUUUACUUAUACAGGAAUUGUUUGACACAGGUUCUUCGGUAGACUGGACUCUUCGUCACGGCCGAGGUACAGCUCUGGGUGUGGCCCUGCAGACUGUGGCAGACAAACUCUGGAGUGCGCAGUAUACCAGCAGUGUUAGAAAAGCUGUAACCUCACUCACAGAGGCUGAUAGGAUUCCCCUGUGCAUGAGUGGGUACCAAUGUCUGGGCUAUAUCAUAGAUCAUCUGGUGGCUACUGGAACGGUGGACCUAGAACUUGUACAGGCAUUCACAAAAGGACUGAGACACGACUCCAACGAUGUGAAACAGCUGAUUGGUCAGAUAGUCUGUUAUAUUACGAGCAAGUUAUCCACACCCCUGGAUGCAACUGUGUGCAAAGUCCUCGUUUCGCCUCUCGUUAUGGGUACAAAGGAGAAAAAUACUGUGGUGAAGACAAAUUCAGAACUGGCGUUGAUUUCAUUGCUGCAACUGAGGAAGAACGAUUCAUAUUUUAAAAGUGUGCUGCGUACCCUCGACUCUGGCAUGCAGGAUGUCUUAGCAGAAGUAUACAGUAAGUCACUAAAGAAGAUGGCCACCCAGCACGAGCCACCAGCCGAUCGAAUAGACGAUACAGUACUCAUAUAACACAAAGCCUAGCUCUACUGGCUGAGUAGAGCAUGUUUAACCAUGAUGGGACUCAUUGGUUUGUGUGUGAAUAUUUAAUGAAAAUGGGGAGGUGUGUAAUUAGAAAGAAGUGCUGAGGAGAAUGCCAGGAUGUAAUGGUGUUGUUUUGAGACAAAAAGGUGUUUUUGUUUAUAAAUGGUUUUAUUUGCUCCUUAGAGAAGAGAAUAAUUUAUGAAAUAUGACUUUCUUAAUAUAACAAUAUACUCUAUUUAAUUUAAGUGUAAUGACUAGUUUGAAGUGAAAGUUUGUUAUGGAUAUUGAAAAAAGUAAAGAUGUGAGUCUGCUAUUUUGUUAAUUAAACUAAAUGUUUUCUUGUUAGUUAAUCUUUCAUGACCUAUUAAAAAGUAAUUUUCUUCAGUUAUCAUGGAUUCAUUGAGUGUUUAAGUAUUAAAUUGUUCUUCAUUAUUGAAACACAAGUGUGAGAAUCUUUUAGACAUCAUAUUAUACAGAUAUUAUUGAAUUCUCUUUAAAUUUGCAAGCUUGAAGAAAAAAAAUCAUGAAAAUUUAUAGAUUUGAGUCUUGGAAAAUUAUUGCUAAGUCUUAAAACUGUUUUGCUCUGAGAAAACAACCAUUACAGUAAUGCGAAAUCUCACCAUAUUCAUCACAAUCAUUCUCAUUCAUCAGAGGUUGGAUAAUGAUAAUUCUCUCUCUGGUGUACGAGAAUGAUUACAUACGACAUGUUUGAGCAAUUUCUAGAAUAAUUCAUUUAUGGUAAACAUUGCAGACAUGGUUGCAUCUGAAUACCACACUUAUGUGAUUUCUUCUUUUUGUGUGAAACACUUGACUUUUUUAAUUGAAGUAUCUUUCAGAGUAUGAAAUGACAUGACGCUCAAUAGCCCUGAUAUAAAUAUUCAUGACUGUUAAAUCAAGGGAAAGAUUAACAAGUCACAUGCAAACCCUGGACAAAAAAAUGCACAUGGAGUUUGGAUUCAGUAUAUUCUUUUGUUAAUUAAACAAAGUAGGUAAAUAUCGAGGGCGGUCUUAAUCCGAUAUAGCAUCAUGUUAAUUAGUGAACUUCUGUAUAUGCAAGUGUAUACAUGUACUUGUUUUAAACAAUGGGCUUUGUUACGUGAGCAUGUUUCUAGUUUCGAAGUGAAUAUCUGGAAAGUUGAGGGAACCUGAAUAAAGUUUUACACUGGA
Molecule: messenger RNA, 9203 nt
Organism: Mya arenaria
Lineage: Eukaryota; Metazoa; Mollusca; Bivalvia; Myida; Myidae
Product: eIF-2-alpha kinase activator GCN1-like
Exons: 50
Coding region: 3-8024 (2673 amino acids)
Biological process (GO): regulation of translation; cellular response to amino acid starvation
Cellular component (GO): cytosol
Molecular function (GO): protein kinase regulator activity; protein binding
Source: RefSeq, a predicted model, not a curated record